AUGCGUGCAAGAAAAGAUCCUGCCUUUUGUGAGUACUUACUAAGGAUUGGAGAUGGAAUAGAAAAGGUUAAUGAAUAUGGAAAAAUUGAAGUUCCAAAAUCUUUCCUUAUUCCAUUCACUAAUGAGAAAGAAUCAUUGCAUGUUCUGUUCAAAACUAUUUAUCCCAAUUUAGAUGCACUCAUUUAUGAUACCUCCUCAGUUACAUCUCGCGCUAUCUUAACAACCAAAAAUGAUUUUGUGAAUGAAAUUAAUCAGAUGUUCAUAGAUCAGUUUCCUAAAACUGCUAUGACAUUCAUAGGAAUUGACGAAACUGUAGAGCCAAAAGAUCAAAGCCAAUUUGAAGAUUUUCUGCAUACUUUGAAUCCUGCUGGUCUACCUCCAUACAAGUUAGUUCUAAAGCAAAAUUAUUCAAUUAUGCUACUGCGCAAUUUAAAUCCUUCCGAGGGUUUAUGUGACGGUACCCGCUUAAUUUGUACUGAUUUCAAACCUCAUGUUAUUAGUGCUAAAAUUGCAAGUGGUGACUUUAAAGGCAAACAUGUUUUCAUUCCUCGAAUACCAUUAUUAUCUUCACAAGAUGAAAAAUUACCAAUUCCAUUUAAGAGAACACAAUUCCCAAUUCCCAAUUCGAUUAUGUUUUGCAAUGACUAUAAACAAAGCUCAGGGUCAAACACUAGAUUUCGUAGGAAUUUAUUUACGUGA
Molecule: messenger RNA, 699 nt
Organism: Nicotiana attenuata
Lineage: Eukaryota; Viridiplantae; Streptophyta; Magnoliopsida; Solanales; Solanaceae
Exons: 1
Coding region: 1-699 (232 amino acids)
Source: RefSeq, a predicted model, not a curated record